Messenger RNA from Gekko japonicus, 2120 nucleotides. RefSeq names its product zinc finger protein 260-like. NCBI's taxonomy places the organism in Eukaryota, Metazoa, Chordata, Lepidosauria, Squamata, Gekkonidae. The coding region runs from base 66 to 2120 and encodes 684 amino acids. The record is from RefSeq and is a predicted model, not a curated record. The transcript has a single exon.
ACAAACACGCAGAAGAGGUGGAGAAUCUUCUGCAAGCAAGCACUAAUCUAGAGGCUACAAAUAAGAUGUCAUCAGAAAUUGACCAGCAAAGCAUCUUUCGACAUCCGGAGAAAUCAGACAUCUCUGAGAAUGUAAGCAGAACAAGUAGCCAGUGGGGAAACAGCCCGGGAAUGAGAGAGGAGGCAGCAUUAUUUUAUGGGGAAGAUGACUUCACCAAAACUGGCAUCCAAAAGAGAAUUCCAGUGUCUGGAAAAAUGCAUCAAAAAGGAGAGAAACGUUAUAAAUACUUGGACUGUAAGAAGAGAUUGAAUUGGAGAUAUUGCCCGGAUACACACAGUAGAAGCCAAGUAGGAGACAGAUCCUAUAUGUGCUCAUUCUGUGGUAAGAGCUUCAGGUGGAACAGUAACUUGACUAUCCAUGAAAGGAUCCACACGGGGGAGAAACCGUAUAUGUGCUCAAUCUGUGGUAAAAGCUUCAAUAAAAGGUCAUACCAUGCAGUACAUGAACGAAUGCAUACAGAGAAAAAAACAUACACUUGCUUAGUCUGUCAUAAAAUAUUUGUUCACAAAGUAAGUCUUAUUAGACACGAACAAGUCCACACAGGAGAGACGCCAUAUAAAUGCUCAGCCUGUGGGAAAGGUUUCAGUCAGAGAUGCAACCUGUUGUCCCAUGAAAGAAUUCACACAGAAGAAAGACCUUAUGUAUGUCUGUUCUGUGGGAAAAGGUUCAAACGGAAAUCAAACCUCAACAGUCACAAAUUAAGCCACACAGGAAUAAAAACAAAUACGUGUUCUGUCUGUGGUAAAAGCUUCAGUCACAAAUCGAACCUUGUUAGCCAUGAAAGGACCCAUACAGGAGAGAAACCAUAUAAAUGUCCUGUCUGUGGUAAAAGUUUCACAGAUAGAGCGCAUCUUAUUAAACAUGAGAAAGUUCAUACUGGAGAGAAACCAUACAUGUGCUCCAUCUGUGGGAACAGUUUCAGUCACCGUUCAAACCUCAUUAGCCACGAAAGGAUCCACACAGGAGAAAAACCAUACCCAUGUUCAGUCUGUGGUAAAAGUUUCACUGACAGAGCAUAUCUUCUUAAACAUGAGAAAACGCAUACAGGGGAGAGGCCAUACAAGUGCUCCGUUUGCGGGAAAAGCUUCAGCCGUAAAGAUUAUCUUAUUAGACAUAUGAGAAUCCAUACAGGAGAAAAACCAUUUGCAUGCUCAAUCUGUGGAAAAGGUUUUAUGUGGAAGAGUUAUCUGGCUAUCCAUGAAAGAAUCCAUACAGGAGAGAAACCAUAUUCAUGCUCAAUCUGUGGGAAAAGCUUCAGUGAAAAAUCAUACCGUAUUGUGCAUGAACAGUUGCACACGGAAGAAAAGACACACACAUGCCUGGUUUGUAAUAAAAGCUUUGUUCAUAAAGUCAGCCUAAUGAGACAUGAACAGACCCAUUCAGGAGAGACACCACACCGAUGCCCUGUCUGUGGGAAAGGUUUCAGUCAGCGAUGUAGUCUUAUUUCACAUGAAAAAAUCCACACUGACGAGAGACCUUUUGCAUGCUCAUUUUGUGGUAAAACCUUCAAACGACGAUCAAAUCUCACCAGUCAUGAAAGAAUCCAUACAGGAGAGACUCCCUUUACAUGCUCGGUCUGUGCCAGAAGAUUCAACUGUAAAGCCCACCUCCUUGGACACAUGAGAACCCACACAGGAGAGAAACCAUAUCCAUGUUCGGUUUGUGGGAAAAGCUUUGGUAAUAAAUCACAGGUGGUUAUACAUGAGAGAAUCCAUACAGGAGAGGAACCAUAUACUUGCCCAGUCUGUGGGAAAAGAUUCAAACACAGAACGAGUUGUAUAGAACACCAGAAAAUCCAUACAGAAGAAAAACCAUAUACAUGCUUAGUCUGCGGUAGAAACUUCAGUCGUAAAGAACACCUGAUUAUCCAUGGGAGGAUCCACACAGGGGAGAAACCAUAUUCAUGCACCAUCUGUAAGAAAACCUUCAAGCAGAAAUCAAGCCUGACUUCCCAUGAGAGGAGCCACACAGGAGAGAAACCACACAUUUGCUUGGUCUGUGGUAAAAGUUUCACCUGUAAAGCAUACCUGAGGAGACAUGAGAAAGGCCACACAAGAUAG